Messenger RNA from Rhopilema esculentum, 5384 nucleotides. Lineage: Eukaryota; Metazoa; Cnidaria; Scyphozoa; Rhizostomeae; Rhizostomatidae. The record is from RefSeq and is a predicted model, not a curated record.
CAUUUCUAUUCCUUUCUUCCAUCAACUGAUAGGACAGCUCUAGCCAAAAUUUUCACCUGAAAUGGUAUUGCCUUGAACAGCUUUUCCAUAGUACCAAUCUUUGGGUCAACCUACAAUGGCAGCUCUUUUUGGCUAUAACAAUCUUUUGAAGAUUCCUACUAUCUAACAGCUUAGGUACAUUUACCAGAACUAAGCAAGAAAAAAGCUUUUUUAGACGGUUAGGGGAAGAAACAAUAAAAAAUACAGCAUGUUGACAGAAAAUGAAAAAUGGAUUUAGAAACUUUUUGCAACCUUUAGGCAAAAUUUCAUCUGGUUAUCUCAAAUCAUUCUCACAAUGUGAAUGAUAGGCGGUCUUUUUGUAGAAAUUUCCUAAACAAUGACAUUACAAAAGAAACAACCCAUUUAUGUUCUAAAUAUUUCUACAACCUUGUGAAUCACAACUGCUCGACCUUUGAAAAGCUGUAGGUGCAAAAGAUCUGCUUCAGCUCUUCGGCAUUUUAAACUGUACACAAGAAGCACAAUGGCUCAAGAUCAUUUAAAUAAACUUGCCAGCCUUUAUACACAAGGUAAUUGUUACCUUUCCUUGCACAUGCAAGAGUAAACUUUCCAUGUUUAACCUAUAAAAUCACAUAACUAUCUAACAGCAACGAUGAAGCAAUUCAUAUUCUGAGGUGUAUUAAAGUGCAAGUAACACAAAGUUUUGUAUCUCGUUUUUAAGAUUUUUUCCGAACCGUUUCUUAUGGUUUAAAAACAGUGUUGCGAACCUUGUUUUUGACGUGUUAGACUUUGGACAGAAAACUCUCCAGCUUUUGAUUUUAUUAUUUAUAAGAUACAAGCUGAUUACAUAUUAAGUUGCUACUGCACUCAAAUUCUACGCCAUCUCCCCCUUCUACCUCUUACCAACAACUCUUGAAGACACAUGUUCAUUUUUCUAGGGACCUGGGGAUGAGGUCAAACAGGUUUGAAGAUUAGUAAUGAGACAAAGCGACAGACAGAAAUUUUGGAAUCAAUGCGUGACACAAAAUCAGGGCUGUGACGUCGCAGUGAGAACAGAGAAGAGUUGGAUGUGCAUUUCCGUCAGUGAAAAAACAGAUGCUUGUCUAUCUCGGAAAGCCUUCUUUUUUGUUUUGUGUUGCCAUGAAGAUGUGUAGCAGCCAAUUCUAAUCACCAGGACAGUUGACUUUUCAACUGGCCAGACGAAUCUUCUUUGGUGAAACAGUGCAAUGCUUUUGUGAGGACCAAGAGGGCAUGUGGAAGCAAACGAAAAAUUCAGUUUUGUGUAGAAAGUAUUUUAAAGCUGAAUGCUUCAUUAACCUUACACUGUUCAACACUGGAUUUGCUAGAGCUUGUCCUUUAUUUUUCAUUUUUAAAUUUUUCUUGGAACCUGAUUCUUUUGGAAGUUGAUAAUUAGCACAUAAUUAGAUGUUACUUCUUUUAGAUAAACAGGUCCUUGAUUAAUAGGGGCUAACCCAUUUUGCUGAACAAGCUAGCCUGUAAUGUUAUUUUAUUAUCAUUACUAUGACUAUUCUGGAAUAUUUCUCAAGAUUACUCAAUAUUAAAAAAAAGAUCAAAUUCUUAGUUGUUGUAAUUUGCAGUCAUGAAUGAAUUUUUCAAUUUCUUUUCAGACUUUUACUGGAUAGAAAAACUGCCGUACCAACCAUCCAUUCUCAGGACACAUUCAUAUGUGAAACAGCAAGAUUAGCAUUUAGUAAAAGAGAAAGGGCCCGUACUCUGGCAUGGCAGGUGCAAGUAGAUGCUGCAACCAUGUAAAAGCAGCACUAUUCAAGGUUGGGUAGCCAAUAUUAAUGGGUUUCUGUCUCCAUCUUGUUCCUCAAUACCUUGUGCAUGGAAUCAGGAAACAAAGACCAUCAUUGAGCUUGAAUCGUUGUUCGUAAGAAAUUACAUUCUAAAAUGCCAGCAGGACAAUGUCUGCCAAAAGGAAACCAGAAUGCAGGAACUAAGCCAGUUUGAUCCAAGACAGAGUCUACAUCAAAACAUGAGAAGGGAGCGUUUGUCCAAUCUUAUCCACAUAAUUUCUCUAACAAAUCCAAAUGCAGUAUCAUUAAAAUCUGUUGAAAAAAUGGCUAUCCAACUGCAGGCAAUUUGACACUAACUAACAUAGCUAGCGAGAUAAUGGUAGAUCAGAGCUUAUCAUCAGAUGAUGCAAAAUAUCCAAAUUUCUAGCCAAAAUGUGUUUCACAGAAAAAGAAAAAAAAACUGUUGAAGAGAUGACACAAAAUCAGGCCAAAAGCAAGAACAUGAAUGAAGCAUCAAAAAGAGCCCUUAACAGCUUCAAAGCACCAUUAAUACUUCACAACAGUCAACACAAUUUCCCGCACUAAAGGUGGUGUAUGUCCGAAAAGAACUUCUCUAAACCUAGACCACAUCCAAGCAAUCAAGUGGGGUAGAGAUCAUAAAGCAGAGGCUAUAAAAGGAUUCUAUGCAAAAGAAGCAACAUCAACUUUAAGCCUAGCGCACACUAGCGAUUUUUGUCGCCAGUGACAUCAAUUUCGUCGCCAGCGACAUUGAUUUUUGUCGCUGGCGACUGAAGGUUCUUCCAGGCACACUUGCGAUCUUUUCUGCAUAAGCCAAUGAUUUUUGGUCUCGAUCUCAUAAUGAGCCUCGUUUAAAGGCGGGAAUUUAACAAGCACGUUUUUUAUAACCAAUGCAUGUGGGUGAGGUCUUGGAUUGGUCGAAGAAAAGAACAGGGUGCAUUCAAUAGUUUUGUUUCAGAACUGGAACAGGAAGAUAAAGCAAUGUAUCAACGCUACUUUCGUAUGAACAAAACAACAUUUCAAUUGCUCUUGAAUAAAGUUCAGCCGAUCAUUACAAAAAAAGACACACAUCUCCGGAAAUCAGUAUCUGCAAAGGAAAGACUCUUCGAAUCACUCUUCGAUUUUUAGCAACAGGUAAAAUGGAAUUACAUCAUUGUAAUAGUGUUUGAAAAAAUCGAAGUCAUUUUAGAAUUAUAUUUCAACUCAUACAGUAAUAGAAUCAAGGACCAAGAUACCGGGGGCCAGGGAGUGCUUGGCCCCCUGAAAAACUUCAGUAGAAUUAAUGAAGUACUUUUAUUUUGUAAAAUAUGGCUGUUUUUACUUUCAUUUGUCAGGGCUGCCCCCCCCCAAACAAAAAGUUUUAUCUUGGUCUUCGAAUAGAAUGAUAUUAACCAUAAAAACUUUCCAAAAAUAAUAAAGAUCAUUUGAAGCAGAACGAUUCUCAUUUUUUUGCCUCACAAAUUAUUUAACAAAUAAAAUAUUUGUGCAUUUUUGUGCUAAACUUAAGGAACUAAUUGAGGUCAUUUUUAUUUCAGGAGAAUCCUUUCACAGCCUUGCCUUUUCAUUUGGAGUUGGUGAAAGGACCAUCUCAGAUAUUGUACUGGAAACCUGUGGUGCUUUUUACCAAGCACUGAAAAAGAAGUAUCUAAAGGUAACAGCUAUUUAAUUGUACAAAGUCAUUUCUGGCAUACUCAUUUUUGUGUAAAAUUGAAGGCUAAAUUAUUUAGAAACCUUUUUGCCUUACAUUAUAGAAAACUAUUUCUACAUGUGCAACAAAUACCUACACCAUACCUUAAGUUAAUUUGUAAAGUUGAAAGAAUCAUUAUAGAUUUGUAAAAAAAUAUAAUCAAUGCAUGGAAACCAUGACUGCCAAACUAAAUCUAAAUAUCGUGUUUUUUUAAUGAGAGAAUUUGAAAAGAUGAAAAAAUAAUAUCAAAAGUUUUCAGUAACUUGAAUUACUAUCCCUGGGUGAAUUGACCAUUUCAGGGGAAUGAAAAAUUAGGCCUUGCACUGCUGUUUUGUGGGCUUACAAAUUGAUGCUGGCUUGGAAAAUAUUGCUGGCCUGUCAAAUUUCCUCCAAUACCCAUUUGUGCCUGAAACAAUGCAUUUUGGAUAUUGUUUAUUGCAAUCAUGGCUGUCUGCUCAUCCAUUGCUGACAAUGUUUGGCCAACAUAUUUACCAAAGGCAAUACAAGGUGUGCUCUUUGCUGCUUUGGGGUCAUCUUCCAAUGAUGACGCCAGCUUUUUCAACACUUCCAUCUCCUCUUCUUCUCCCUUUUUUUGUUGUUUUCCUCUUUCCUCAUUGUUUCUGUUGGCUUCUUUGUGGAUUUUUUCUCGUGAACAAAAAAAGCCUCUGUAUUUUCAUUUGCCUCUUCAUCCUCCUCAUUUAAAGAUAUUCUCUUUGAAUCAUCAACAUCAUCAGUUUCCUGAAAUUAAAACAAAUUUCUUUUUAACUUAAAGGGGAAGUUCGGUCUAAAAUGAAAUUUGGCUAUAUUGCUGUAAAUAUAACAGAAGGCUUUGUUGUGAAUUGUUUUUGCUCUUACCUCUCAUUUUACUCUGUUAUUCCACGAAAACUGUCUCCUAAAGUCGCCUCGCGAUAGGCCGCCAUCUUCAACUCUCACGAGGAUAAUGUUGUUGUUGCCUUUGACGUCAUCACGUUCAGAAGAUCGCAGUGAGUCACUGAAUGAACGCUGCUUACGCAGUCAAUAGUAUUUUUAUCAUUCAACCCCAUUGUAUUUAUUGCUCAACCCACAUAAUAUUCACAGAUUUAUGUAAAAGUAUAGAGAACAGACAUAUUUUUCAACUGCAAGAUUUCGUUUUUACCGCAAAAUGGCUGAAAAAUUCAUUGACGAAGUCUUGUCAUCAGAAGAGAGCACAGAUGGAAACUGUGAAUCGGAGGAUAAUGCGGUUCCUGAAAUAAAUCGUUUAAAGCCUUUUGAUAUGGAACCUAGGCGGAAACUUGAAGACUGGGAACUGAACGAUUUGGAUGGAGAAUCAGAUGAUUCUACUGAGAGUGAAUCUGAAAGAGAGAGAAUCGGAAAUGCCUACUGGUGCGUUUGUGGGGGUAAAUGUAAGGCAAUGGAAACAUACGCCGAAAGUCUUUGCUGCCAAGAAACUAACGAUAUUCCAGAAAAUUACUUCCAAGGCCAAAGUUGCAUAUCUUUGUCUGCGGAUUUCAAGAUUGUUUGUUUGACCAGAGCUGUACUCGAAACUGCCCUGUCUGCUAUGAACAACUUGAGAGGAGACAAGCUUGUUAUAAAUAACAGGACUUUACGUUUCGCAGCAUAUAAGCAAUACACGUGGUGGGUUCAUAACCGGCUUGGCAAAGGAGUUCGAAAAGUCAUUCCAUCUUGUGCUAUUUGGGCCAUUCGGAAUAGUUUUCCGUCUGAGAACGCCUACUACGUGCCAUUCAUGGAGAGCCGGCUUGAGGAUAAAAGACUAUAUCAAGAGAGUGAUAGUGACGAAUAAAAGCACAAAAUUACAGUAUACUCUCUUUAAGUUUGGAUAAAUGAACAUAAUUGAUAUGUGAACAGUAAACCCUUUGCAAGUUUGGAUAAGUAGGACGCCUACAAAGUAGUACACUUUUGCUCAGUCCAUUGAGUGCCCCACU